ACUAGUUUCACUUCUCAGGAAGUAAGACUCAGACUGUCGUUGUUACUGACCGAGAGGUGAAAUGGCGCAGAAAGGAGUUCAGCUGGACCAGGAAACCUUCUCUUGUCCCAUCUGUCUGGAUCUACUGAAGGAUCCGGUGACUACUCCCUGUGGACACAGCUACUGCAUGAACUGUAUUAGAAGCCACUGGGAUGUAGAGGAUCAUAAGGACAGCUACAGCUGCCCUCAGUGCAGGAAGACGUUCACACCGAGGCCUGUCCUGCUGAAAAGCACCAUGUUAGCAGAUUUAGUGGAGGAGCUGAAGAAGACUGGACUCCAAGCUGCUCCUGCUGAUCACUGCUAUGCUGGAGCUGAAGAUGUGGCCUGUGAUGUCUGCACUGGGAGAAAACUCAAAGCACACAAGUCCUGUCUGCAAUGUCUGGCUUCUUACUGUGAGAAACACCUCCAGCCUCAUUAUGAAUCAGAGACAUUCAAGAAACACAAGCUGGUGGAGCCGUCCAAGAAGCUCCAGGAGAACGUCUGCUCUCGUCAUGAUGAGGUGAUGAAGAUUUUCUGCCGUACUGAUCAGCAGCUUAUCUGUUAUCUCUGCUCUGUGGAUGAACAUAAAGGCCACGACACAGUCUCAGCUGCAGCAGAAAGGACUGAGAGGCAGAAAAAGCUUGAGGGGAGUCGACAAAACAUCCAGCAGAGAAUCCAGGACAGAGAGAAAGAUGUGAAGCUGCUUCAACAGCAGGCGGAGGCCAUCAAUCUCUCUGCUGAUAAAGCAGUGGAGGACAGCAAGAAGAUCUUCACUGAGCUGAUCCGUCUCCUGGAGAAAAGAAGCUCUGAUGUGAAGCAGCAGGUCAGAUCCCAGCAGAAAAGUGAAGUGAGUCGAGUCAAAGAGCUUCAGGAGAAGCCGGAGCAGGAGAUCACUGAGCUGAAGAGGAAAGAUGCUGAGCUGAAGAAGCUCUCACACACAGAGGAUCUCAACCAGUUUCUACACAACUACCCCUCACUGUCACCACUCAGCCAAUCAGCAUCCAGCAUCCAUAUCCGUCCUCUGAGCUGCUUUGAGGACGUGACAGCGGCCGUGUCAGAAGUCAGAGAUAAACUACAAGACGUCCUGAGAGAGAAGUGGACAAACGUCUCACUGACAGGGACUGAAGUGGACGUUUUACUGCCACAACCAGAGCCCAAGACCAGAGCUGACUUCUUAAAAUAUUCAUGUGAAAUCACACUGGAUCCAAACACAGCAAACACAUAUCUGGUAUUAUCUGAAAGGAACAGGAAAGCAACAGUAAUGAUGGAACAACAGUCUUAUUCUAGUCACCCAGACAGAUUCACUGGCUGGUAUCAGGUCCUGAGUAGAGAGAGUCUGACUGGACGUUGGUACUGGGAGGUGGAGAGGAAUAGAGAAGUUUCUGUAGCAGUCGCAUACAAGAAUAUGAGCAGAGCAGGGGGGUCAGGUGAAUGUGGAUUUGGAUUCAAUGACAAAUCUUGGGCGUUAUAUUGUGACAACAACAGUUAUACAUUUUGGUACAACAAUGUCCAAACUCCCGUCUCAGGUCUUUGGUCCUCCAGAGUAGGAGUGUACCUGGAUCACAGUGCAGGUAUUCUGUCCUUCUACAGCGUCUCUGAAACCAUGACUCUCCUCCACAGAGUCCAGACCACAUUCACUCAGCCGCUCUAUGCUGGACUAAGGGUUUAUGGUUUUGAUGAGGUUUGGGGCCUUCUCUCGACUAAUGGAGCCUCUGCUGAGUUUUGUAAACUGAAAUAGACAGAAGUCAUUUAAGGGUUAAAUUCUGUUUGUUGCUGAGAGCUUUUUUUUCAAUGUUUUUUUUUUUUUUAAGAGAUAAAAAUAAUUGUUUUGCCCUUUUUCGCCUUUAAUCAACAGGACAGCUAGGCAGAGCUGUAUAGUAACAAAGUAGAACUACUUCACUACUCUACUUAAGUACUAAAAGGUUGUAUCUGUACUUUGUAGCAUUAUUUUUUUCUCCUACUUCCACUUUUACUUGAGUAUUUAUUUUCGAUGAAUUAAAUACUUUUACGUUGAUACAUUUUUGAUGUGCUGCAUCGUUACUCGUUACUUUUGUGAAUUCCUCACACUACGGAGACUGCGUAGGUUACAGUGUGUGUAGUUACGGCUACGUAAGAAAUCCCCGAGAUCGCCUCGCGUUUCUUUUCAUUACGGUUGCCCGUUCAGAAGUCAGAGACGAUGUAAGUGUGUACUCUUUCUAUUUAGCUAUUGUUGCA
This is a messenger RNA of Perca fluviatilis (European perch), 2232 nucleotides long. Its product is annotated as tripartite motif-containing protein 16-like. The record is from RefSeq and is a predicted model, not a curated record. Bases 62 to 1756 code for a protein of 564 amino acids. Gene Ontology annotation, molecular function: zinc ion binding; protein binding. Lineage: Eukaryota; Metazoa; Chordata; Actinopteri; Perciformes; Percidae. The transcript has a single exon.